Messenger RNA from Anopheles nili, 486 nucleotides. RefSeq lists its product as uncharacterized. Bases 1 to 486 code for a protein of 161 amino acids. The record is from RefSeq and is a predicted model, not a curated record. The transcript is spliced from 2 exons. NCBI's taxonomy places the organism in Eukaryota, Metazoa, Arthropoda, Insecta, Diptera, Culicidae.
AUGCCCCCAAGGACGAAGAAUGCGAAGUGGUUCCGGACGCACGAUAAAACGCUCUACAGGUUUUUCGUGGUCGGAUUUUGGCUGCUUAUCGCCAUCGCGACCGUCCCGGGUACGGUCGAGGGUCAGUCAAGGGUCGGCCGAGAGCUCCGGUUGCGUCCCACUACGGCGUCCUCCCACGUGGCAUUCGCGUACCAGUACCGGACGGAUCAGAUCGCUGGCGUGCAGAAGGUGCCACUCGUACCGGUGGCAGCCUCGGUGCACCUUCGGAAUCAACUGCUGCAGCAGGUUUCUGGUGGGCGGCCAGAGCAUGAGCCCCACUACCCAACACGCCGACCCCAGCAAGCCGUCGACCAGCUGCAUACGCGAGUCGACAUAGGACAGCGUCGUCGCAGUGCUACAGUUCUGCCUGUGUUGCCCGUUCUGCCAGUUCCUCCUGGCACUAUCGUUGCUCAUUCGCAUACCCAGGUGUACCGGAAGCAUCACUGA